UUAUCUCCGCUUCGAGAAUGGAACAAAGUGCCAAACUAUUUUUCCAUCCAUCGAGCUGAUUUCCGCCUGUGUAGCAAUCCAGUACUUUUAGAGUUCCUUCCAAAUUUGUAAUGUAAACCAGGGUAUAGGGGCCUUUCGGCUCUGGUGAAGACGAGUAGAGCCCGUGAAACCUAUGUCUAAAAUUCGCACGCGACUACCAAAGGGACGGAGAGUAAAUAUAAGCAGCGAUGACGAAGAGGGGAUAAAACGGCAGAGAUGCAACGCCUUAGCCGGUCAGAACUGCCUCUACUGUGGCAAAUGGCUUGCCAACAUUCGCCAGCACAUCCGGAAAAAUCACAAGGAGACUGCCAUCAGGUGCGAGUUGAAGAAAUGCUCGACCUAUUUCCUGACCUUGGAACAACGCAACGAACACGUGAACGAGGUGCACGGAAAAGUGGUCUUGGACGUGAACGCCGGCGUGUUCCCCUGCAUCUUCUGCAAAAAGACGUUCCUGCGGAGGAAAGACCGAAAGCAACAUAUCGAGCGACGACACUCGGACAUGGCGUUCCAGUGCUCAAACUUUUUGUGCGUGGCCGUGUUCACCAGCCAGGCGGAACUGGACGCCCAUUACCAGGCCAACCACGCCAAGGCGGACAGUCUCAAAUCUUUUCAAUGCGACAAGUGUGAAUUCCGCUGUAAUAACUGGAACAACCUGGACAGGCACGUGAGGCACAUGCACGAGGAGAAGACGGUGCGCUGCUUCGUCUGCUCGAAAAUGUUUCCGUCGGAAAGAGCAAUGUCGACGCACGUGAAUGAUAGCCAUUUAACCAAACACUGCCGCUUCUGCGACCUGAGAGUUCCGGUGAUCGAGCGUUCGAGACACCAGCAGGCAGUGCGUUGCGAGCGCUGCGACCGAUCGUUCCCCUGCGCCGGAACCAAUGACAUGCAUAGCCGAUAUUGUGCGCCGUUGCCUAUUAUUAAGACUGAAACUCCGGAAAUUCCUCAAAAAGACCCUAGUGACGACGAUGACGAUGAUGAUGAUGGAUCGCAGUUUGUCAUUUGCUUUAAAGAAGAACCUCUUGAUGAUGAAUAUGAAGUGUCAGAUUAAAUGAUUGAUCUCGGUUUUUUGGUAUUUUGUUUAGUUAUCGUAGUUGCAUUGGUUCUUUCGAUUUUAACGAACUUCCGUUUUGAUUUCAGACUCAAAAUCCCGCUGCUGUUCAUUUUUCUUCUGGAAUUAAUUCCUUGGGCUUGCUGAAAACAAAGCAAUCCACCAAUUCGUCGAUUUUUUUUAUUUCAAAAAAUAGAUUUUCGAGAUUCCACGGCGAUUGGCUGAACUGAUUUUGGUUUUCAGCAUGUCAAAAGAAAGAAUAUUAAGUGGAAAAUGGACAAUUGGCAGGUUUGGGUCUGAAAUUGCAAUAAAAAGCCUUAAAAUCGAAAGUAUUCGGUGGCGCCAUCUGUUGGCAACUUCGAAAACUAAGCAACGUGUGAAUCUUACAGGAAAUUAAACAUGUCUAGAUCUAGAAUUAUGAAUUUUUUGUGUGAAACUAAAAUCAAAUAGUUUCAAUUUUUAAUUUUAAAAAGUAGUUCUAUUUUUCAAAACUUUAAGAAGUUAAGGAAUUCUUUCCCAACGAUUUCACUAUCUUUCUAAGGAGGAGAGCAGGAAAUGAUUAGUUAUAAUUGAUAUGAAAUAAAAAUUUUGCGUCUGAUGACCGAA
Messenger RNA from Cloeon dipterum, 1693 nucleotides. Its product is annotated as transcriptional repressor CTCF-like. Lineage: Eukaryota; Metazoa; Arthropoda; Insecta; Ephemeroptera; Baetidae. Bases 173 to 1087 code for a protein of 304 amino acids. The record is from RefSeq and is a predicted model, not a curated record. Gene Ontology annotation, biological process: regulation of transcription by RNA polymerase II. Gene Ontology annotation, molecular function: DNA-binding transcription factor activity, RNA polymerase II-specific; RNA polymerase II transcription regulatory region sequence-specific DNA binding. The transcript has 4 exons. Gene Ontology annotation, cellular component: nucleus.